Messenger RNA from Rangifer tarandus platyrhynchus (Svalbard reindeer), 633 nucleotides. The record is from the annotation of a GenBank genome assembly. Lineage: Eukaryota; Metazoa; Chordata; Mammalia; Artiodactyla; Cervidae.
AUGCUGCAGCCUGUUCCCGGCCCUCUCAGUUCCGGGCUGCCCCUUAAAGGUGGGGCCUGGGCACAGGAACGACAGGCGUUGCAGCCAAUGGCGUCCCGCACGGUAAACCUGGUACCCAAUCACGAGGCGCGGCUGCGAGGGAACGGCGUGGGAACCACGCCCGGCUCCAGGCCUCCUCCAUGUCAGUGGGCCUGCAGGGAGACAGCUCCUUGCAGGUGGAGAUCUCUGAUGCUGUCAGCGAGCGGAGCGGGACAAGGUGAAAUUCACUGUUCAGACCAAGGUGACAUUGAAUGGGGAGCAGGGGUGUGGUUCCGGUGGCUGCCGAAGGAGGCUUCAGGAGCCCGAGCAGCCUGGCUCACCUGGUGGGCAGAUGCCAACAGAGCCUUUGGGCCUGGCUUCUCAACCUGGUUCUCGCCCCCUGCCCCUCUGAGAAAGAGAGUGUCUCAUCUAGUCUCUGACUGCCUUUUCCCAAGGCCCCAAGUGUCUACCCUCCUAAGGGUGAUCAGGAACACGAAAGCCCCAACUUGGGCCUCACCUGGCAUGUGGGACAGGGGUGGCCCAAAAGUGGGUGCGCAGGAAGCUUGGUGGGUGUCGGACUUGCGGGGGGCAGGGGAGGGGAGACCCCUCAGGUAG